Messenger RNA from Guillardia theta CCMP2712, 884 nucleotides. RefSeq lists its product as hypothetical. The transcript has 2 exons. The record is from RefSeq and is a predicted model, not a curated record. NCBI's taxonomy places the organism in Eukaryota, Cryptophyceae, Pyrenomonadales, Geminigeraceae. Bases 151 to 753 code for a protein of 200 amino acids.
CCCAUCCCUGCGCUCGAAGACUUGCGUGCAUGGGGCAAGCUCCCUGCGUUGUGCGACAUCGGCGCAACCUCUCAAAGACAACAUCUUUUUGAACAGGAUGGCUACCAGCAUGGAAGUAAUGAUCUCUCGCGUUUUCCCCGCCGGAGCAGGAUGGCAGUUGGCAUCCAUCAUGGCGAGCAAUGCUGGAGUGGCAACAAACUCGCUCCUUUUCUGCAGCCUCCUGGGCUUUGGCAACUUCUUUGGAGUGAUCGUAGGACACAUGCUGUCGUGAGAGGAGACGUCGAUCUUUCCCGGGAGUUUCAGGUCGCGUCCUUGCUCGGUGGAGCCGCGUUCUUCUCUGGCCUGUCAUGGCAGGUGGCGAUGAAUAUCUUCAAAGCUGUCGGGGUUGGGCUGUACCAGUCCUUCACUUCAGUCGGCAUUGUGUGCACCAUGGCCUUCUUUCUGGGAAUGCGCCUCAUGCGACAGAACCUGAGCCCCAUCAUGUCGGCUGUGGACAAGAACUCGUUCGUGAACGUCCGGUCGGACAUCGGCCUUUCCAUUGCUAUCGGAGGAGCUACGGCUGGUCUUGUCUUCACUGACGCCUUCUUGGGCGCAUCUCCUUUCCUCGCCUUCCUCGAAAUGAAGACGGCUGUAUCUCCCCUCGUCUCUGUGCUCUUCGGCGGUCUUGCUUCCUCCUUGGGUUUCCUCGCCACCACGGCAGUCCAGGCUCUGAACAAGAAGAAGUGCUGGUUGGACAGCAACUUCAAACCCUGAGCAAAUCGACGUUUCCCGUGAGGAUGUGACAUUUCUCUGUCAGUGUACAAUAUUCUUGACCGUCUUAUCUUUUUGUGUGAGUUUUGAAAUUAGUUCAAGUUUCGCUUCUACAUAAACUUCACUUCAGAUAA